Molecule: messenger RNA, 1797 nt
Organism: Exophiala mesophila
Lineage: Eukaryota; Fungi; Ascomycota; Eurotiomycetes; Chaetothyriales; Herpotrichiellaceae
Product: UV excision repair protein Rad23
Exons: 6
Coding region: 241-1437 (398 amino acids)
Biological process (GO): nucleotide-excision repair; proteasome-mediated ubiquitin-dependent protein catabolic process
Cellular component (GO): nucleoplasm; cytosol
Molecular function (GO): damaged DNA binding; polyubiquitin modification-dependent protein binding; ubiquitin binding
Source: RefSeq, a predicted model, not a curated record
GUGACAAUCCCGCAGGCAGGAGCACAUGAGGCGUUCGUCAUUCAACAUCGAUUCAUCGUCCGCACUCAAUUCGCCCGCAUCCAUUUCCAUUCCUCCUCACAUCGAACUCUCCCUCAACAACACCGACCAUCGAUCUAUCCAUCUGACCUAUCUAAAGGCACAGGAUAUCAAUCAAUAAACCCACCUUUUUUCUCAGAACCUCUCACGACAUCUCCAGAUUGACUGGUGUAGCGGGGCAAGAUGAAGCUGUCUUUCAGAGACCUUAAGCAACAGAAGUUCACCAUCGAUGCCGAGCCUACGGAUACGAUCGCGCAGGUGAAGGAGAAAGUGGCAGCCGAAAAAGGAUGGGAUGCAUCUACUCAGAAACUCAUCUAUUCUGGUAAGGUUCUCGCUGACGCCAAUACGGUCGAAUCGUACAAGAUCGAAGAGAAGGGUUUCAUUGUGUGUAUGAUCAGCAAGCCCAAACCUGCUCCGGCUGCGAAGGCAGCAGCGGCUGGUCCAUCAACGCCUGCUCCAGCAGAUACUGCUUCUACUCCUGCUCCACCACCCGCCCCUCAGCCUGCCCAGUCCUCCACUACAGCGAAUGCACCUUCCACGCCCACCCCUGCUCAAGCAACUGCCGCGACCACCGAGGGACAAGGCGGAGCCGGAUGGAAUGAUCCAUCUGCAUUCCUCAUUGGCAAUCGCAAUGAGGCCACUGUCCGCGAGAUGGAGGCAAUGGGCUUCGCCAAACCCGAGAUCGAGCGAGCGCUUCGUGCUGCGUUCUUCAACCCCGACAGAGCAAUUGAAUAUCUCUUGAGUGGAAUUCCCGAAUCUGUCCUCCAAGAACAGAGAGAGCGACAGCAACAGCAACAACAGCCUCCUCAGGGUACAGCUCCUGUCUCGCCACCUGCCGCAAAUCCAGCUCAGCCAGCAACCUCCGAUGAUAAUGUCAACCUCUUUGAAGCUGCUGCGCAGGCUGGUCAACAAACCCGCGGUGGUGCCGGUGGCCGUGGAGCUGCUGCCGGUCUUGGUGCUGGUGCUGGAGCGGGUGCAGGCGCAACACAAAACAUUGAUUUCCUCAGAAAUAGCCCGCAUUUCCAACAGCUCCGUCAACUCGUCCAACAACAGCCUGCCAUGCUCGAACCCAUCCUGCAACAGGUCGCCGAAGGCAAUCCCCAACUUGCGCAAAUGAUCGGGCAGAACCAAGAGCAAUUCUUGCAGUUGCUCGCCGAGGACAUUGGAGGCGAUGCAAUUGGCGGCCUCGGCGAUACCGGUCCGCUUCCCCCUGGAGCGACUGCCGUUAGUGUGACAGUGGAAGAGAGUGAGGCUAUUGAACGUCUGUGUCGACUUGGGUUUUCUCGUGACCAGGUCGUACAGGCAUAUAUCGCUUGCGACAGAAAUGAAGAACUCGCGGCCAACUUUCUUUUCGAUCAACCUGACGAUGACGAGCAAUGAGAAAUAUGAGCGAAGGCGAAACUACAUGGUUAGGGUACAUCCUGAUUUGCACUACUAAGAAUAUUCAACAUUGGGUGCACAUUAAAGCAGUCGCUAUUUACCAGGCCGCCGGGUUUUCCAACGGCAGUCUGCGAAUCAUCUGAUGGAGGAUAUGCGUCAGGCUUGGGGCUAAGGUCGAUAAGACACUGGUGUCAUAUUCUUUCCCAUUCAGAUCAAAUCGAAGCUGUUCGUGUUUUCCAAAGUCCCAAUUUACUGUAGUCCACCCGAUGCUAGACUGCUGCCAAGUGCAUAAUCAAGUCAGCACCAGUCGUAGGACGAUGGUGUAGCCCAAAUUGACAGGAAUGAGUGACAUGAGCUGCC